Molecule: messenger RNA, 2183 nt
Organism: Gastrolobium bilobum
Lineage: Eukaryota; Viridiplantae; Streptophyta; Magnoliopsida; Fabales; Fabaceae
Product: AUGMIN subunit 3-like
Exons: 18
Coding region: 68-1927 (619 amino acids)
Biological process (GO): centrosome cycle; spindle assembly
Cellular component (GO): mitotic spindle; centrosome; HAUS complex
Source: RefSeq, a predicted model, not a curated record
CAAAACAAAGUAGUGUUUAGGAUGAAGUAGAAGGUGGAAGAAGCAGUUUGAGAAGACGAACACAAAAAUGAGUGGUGCGAGACUGUGCACAUUGCUUGGAGAAUUGGGUUACGAAGGAAUAGGAUCGGAAGCAUUGGACCCAGAUAGCUUCGAAUGGCCCUUUCAGUAUGAAGACACACGCCCCAUCCUUCACUGGAUCUGCUCCAGUCUUCGUUCCUCCAAUGUCCUCUCCCUCUCCGAGCUUUCCCAGUAUGAGCAGUUUAAGCAAGAAGGGAAGCUCUUGGAGGGGGAGGAUUUGGACUUUGCUUAUGAUAGCAUUUCGGCCUUCUCUGAUAGGAGAGAUGACCAGGAGGCGGUUUUUGGUGCUGAGGAAGGGUUGAAGGAUAUUAAGGAGGCAACACUGGUGUUCAAAGCUGAAGCUUUGGACUUGCAAAGACAUCUAAGGCAUCUGCAAUCUCAGUUUGAUAUGCUUACUGGCCAGGCAUCAACUUUGACACAAGGAAGACGGGCACGGGUUGGUGCAACAUCUAUUGUAAAUGGACACCUCACUACGAUAGAUGAUAGCCUUUCAAUGAGAAAUUUACAGAUGAAUGCAGUUCUUGAAAGAAUUGCUUCCACAACACAGGAGUUGGCUCAUUAUCAUUCGGGAGAUGAAGAUGGUAUAUAUUUGGCAUACUCAGACUUCAACCAGUUCUUGCUUGGAGACUCUUCGUGUCUAAAGGAGCUAAAUCAGUGGUUUGCUAAGCAACUCGAUUCAGGUCCAUUCCGACUUGUUGCCGAGGAGGGAAAAUCUAAAUGCUCUUGGGUGAAUCUUGAUGACAUAUCAAAUAUCUAUGUUAGAGCAGAUUUGGAAAAAUCACAUAAUCAACGUGUAUCUGAGUUGCAGCGACUUCGCUCAAUAUUUGGAAUAAGUGAAAGACAAUGGGUGGAAGCGCAAGUUGAGAAUGCCAAGCAGCAGGCUAUUUUAACGACACUUAAAUCACAAGUGUCAUCAGAUGAAGCUCACAUUCAUCUUGAUCUUCACUCUCUUAGGAGAAAGCAUUCUGAAUUGAAAGCAGAACUUUCAAAUCUUUAUAACCAUGAAGAAAAGCUGUUAUCAGAGACUAUUCCAGAUUUGUGCUGGGAGCUAGCUCAACUCCAAGACACUUACAUUUUACAAGGUGAUUAUGAUUUGAAGGUAAUGCGUCAAGAUUACUACAUUAACCGGCAGAGAACGUUCAUAAACCAUCUCAUCAAUCUGCUUGCCAGGCAUCAGUUCUUAAAGAUAGCCUGCCAAUUGGAAAAGAAGCACAUGCUUGGAGCAUAUUCGUUGCUUAAAGUUAUUGAGUCUGAGCUACAAGCGUACUUGUCUGCAACUGAGGGACGGGUGUGUCGUUGCCUGGCCCUUAUCCAAGCUGCAUCGGAUGAUCAAGAACAAGGGGGAGUACAUGAUAGUGAUCUUUUUUUGCAUGCUAUUAGAGACCUGCUAAAACUUUAUUCAAAUACUCAAGCUGCAUUGUCAACAUAUGUAUCAGCACCAGGCAUUGUCCAGCAGAUAUCAGCUCUUCAUUCAGAUUUGAUGACCCUUCAGUCGGUCCUUGAGAAUUCUCUUCCGGAAGACAGAAAUAGGUGUAUCAAUGAACUGUGCACCUUUAUUCAAAGUCAGCAGCAACUGCUCUUUGCAUCUUCAACAACAGCGCAGCCAAUACUGACCCCUCGGCCAUUAAUGAAAGAGCUUGAUGAAAUGGAAAAGAUUAACGCAAAGCUCUCUGCUGCUGUGGAAGAGGUGACACUAGAGCAUGUGAAGAAGAACGAGAUUGUGAAGCAUCACUCACAAGAAAUUGGACUUCAAAGGCGAGUCUUUGUUGAAUUCUUUUGCAAUCCUGAGAGGUUGAGAAACCAAGUUCGGGAACUGACUACUCGAGUCAGAGCCUUGCAAAUUUCCUAGCAAUCAUAAGUACCCUUUUCUAUUUUCCAUUCUCAUUUUUUGUUAUUUUUUCUUCUCUGUUCUUCUUCAUCUUAUCCGAGUAGCAAUGUGCUGACUUGUGUUCUCAAUUUCAAAUAUAUAUAUUUGCUGUCUUGUGUGUUAAUAUGAGAAAGACAUUACUAGUGCUUCCUUCCUUCCCCUUGGCCCUUGUUUCUUACUAUUUCAUAUGGGAAUGGAAUGGAUCCUCUCAUAUUACAUGAAAUCAUGGGAGAGGCUC